Molecule: messenger RNA, 327 nt
Organism: Heterobasidion irregulare TC 32-1
Lineage: Eukaryota; Fungi; Basidiomycota; Agaricomycetes; Russulales; Bondarzewiaceae
Exons: 1
Source: RefSeq, a predicted model, not a curated record
CUGCUCGUGCUCAUAGCUCAUGAGAACUGGGAGGUUGACCAGAUGGACAUCAAGAAUGCCUAUUUGAAGGGAGAGCUCGAAGAGAAGAUCUACAUGGAGCAGCCACCAGGCUUUGCAAAACCAGGUGAAGGACACAAGGUGUGUCUACUCCGCAAAACCAUCUAUGGCCUCAAGCAGUCAGAACAAUGCUGGUACAAGUGGCUCUGCAACAUUUUUGCAAAGCUGAAGCUCAUGCACUGCUCAGUUGACCAUGGCAUCUUUUGGUGCCAACUCAAAAAUGGCAUCAUCAUAGUCACAGCUUCAGUGGAUGACCUGGCAAUCUUCAUG